Molecule: messenger RNA, 2578 nt
Organism: Aspergillus alliaceus
Lineage: Eukaryota; Fungi; Ascomycota; Eurotiomycetes; Eurotiales; Aspergillaceae
Exons: 3
Coding region: 176-2404 (742 amino acids)
Molecular function (GO): protein binding
Source: RefSeq, a predicted model, not a curated record
AUUGAAGAGAGCAACAAUGUAUUCGACCCGGGAAAUAGGAUGUUUUCUCGGCACGGAGGAAAAGUCAACUGGCGAGUGCGGUUAAUCAUCAGUCCCGAGAAAAAUCUGAAACCUCGUUUACCACGGCGGUGUGGAGACAUUGAAUCCUUUUCGCAAAUCCAUAGACAGCAAAAUCAUGGAUCAGGAACUCGACGACCCUUUAGUAUCCAAUAAGUUCUGCCCCCUAUGCGGGGUGGUUCUCCUAUGCGAAGGUUUUGAAGACAUCCCCGAGACACGGCGGCCAUGGUACGCCGAAGUACGUGCUGCGGCCAAGGAAGACCACAGCAACUAUAUCAUGACGGGGGUAGGUUUUCUUGACUCCCGCGAUACUCUCUGUGCUCCGUUGGACGAAGAGUUGGACUACCUCAACGCGACGGAGCUGGAGGAGGUGGAAUUACUGCGAGCGGAAUCGCAUCUGCACGGCUUUGGUCUCCAUGAUUCGUGCUGGAUGCUGCUGCAAGAUCGUUUGUGGCAUACGAUUGACUCAGAUGAAAUUUCCCAAUCUCUGUAUGAUCAGUUCUACUGUACCCCUUCGCCACUCCAGUCUAGUCUCCACUUCGGCCAUGACUAUGGGGGUGCUAAGCGUUGGCAAAGGGCGUAUGGCACGCCCAUGCCGGAGGACAUGCCACUGCUCUUGCAGGCGGAUCCAUAUGCGAUUCCACUACUGGAAAAGCUCGAAGAGAACGCUCCGGAUGUGGCUGUCGGAUGGGAAAAGCAGACGGUGCAUCAUACGUCGUCUACCGAUAUUGAUACUGGAUACUGUAACUCCUUCGGCCGACUAUCUUUAGAACUGCUCUAUGAGGUUAUAUCGUAUCUAUCAGUCCCCGAGCUGCUAAAUCUAAAGUGCACAAGUCGAGAACUUGCUCAACGCAUCGUAUUCUCCGGCCUACCACAAUCCUUUUGGAAGAGACAGUUUACUCCAGGCUAUGGAAUGGAUUUCCUCUUCCCUGAUCUAGAGCAAAAACGGGACUGGCUUCGUUUAUAUCGUGGCACAAUGUCGUUCCUUAAGGCUAAGGAUCAAUCGCCUGAAAGCCUCUCCUUGCUCAACCGCAGGAGAAUCCGUGCGCUCUUGGAACCCAUGGCAUCCGUUGUAGAAGCGGACAGCAGAAGAUCCAAAGACCCUCGCGGGCGCAGGGCUAACUGUCUUGAGUUUAGGCCUGGGCAUUGGCUGGUGUCAGAGGGAUUAACUCAAUGGCGUGCGGAAAAUAUCUAUACGGCAUACAUCAGUGUGGAGCCUGAGUUUCUUCCACAUGGGUGUCAUGUACCUCGCUAUCGACUCAGUACUUUCCCUUACCGCAUGUUGCAUGGUGGUCAAAUCAAAAUAUCAACUGUGCAACUAGGGGCACGGGCGUUCAUUUCAGGUAUCAACCAUCAUCCCCACGAUUCACAAGCGAGAGCAGAACUGGCCGUCGGACAUGGGGAGUUGACUGGUCAGACAACGAUCAAUGUGCCUGCUGGAGCCACGGCUGAUCGGAUCGAAGUUGCCUUUUGCCCUGAGGGCCUUCGAGGGAUCCGCUUUCAUUUUGGCGGAAACAUUAUAUCUGACUGGGUUGGGGAUACAAAAGAUAAGGACAUGAGCUAUGGUGCCCUGCGAAUCCCCCAUUCUUCUAGCGGAAUAUGUCAUAUUCUUGCUGGUACAGAUGCAUAUAAACUAACCGCUAUUGGAACAAUUCAUGAUGAGGCACGAGAUGAUACAUCUAGCAACCCCUUUUACCAUGACUAUCCUCUGGAUCUCACCCUUCCUGAUUCAUAUCUCUGGCAGUCUCAACGACCCAGCUAUGAUAACCUACGGAUUUAUCAAUUCCAGCCCGACAACGAAGGGACGCCCUAUCGCCCCUUGAUGAACAUCGACUUCGGAGGACCCGAUGGCAAAUGGCUUGAUUCACUUAUUGGCAUGGAGGUGCAUGUCUCAUCUGAGAUCUCUCCGAUCAUUGGAAUGACAUUCAACUACACUGAUAAAUCCUUGCCAUUCGGCACAGAUGCCUCUGGAGAGACAUUAACCUUUCAGAUUGAUGGGCCGGGGGGAGAGCGCAUCACCGAUGUUGUAGGGCGUAUAACUGGUUCGAGCGACUCCAGCUGUAUUUAUGGCUUAACGGUCAGGACAAAUCUCGGCCGAGAAAUGGAGUUCGAGCCUCGUAAUCGAUGUGACGGCUCCAGCAGCCCAGGCAUAUUUUGGCCUACUAGGGGAGGCCUUGAUGAGCGGCCUCGGGAAAGCAUUAUUACUGGAUUUAUCGCCACACAGCACGUGAGUAAAAUCAUCCAAACUUUGGUGUUUUCAAGUGCUUACAGACAACAGUGGGGUGGGAAUCACUUUGUAGAGUUGGGGAUUCAAGUUCAAUUGGUCGCUGGGUCUGACCAAUGCUGAGGUGCAUGACAGCUAUACUGAAAGGCGGAUCUAGCUGCUUAGAUGCAAUUUUAAAGUAGCAUGAUGCGGCUUAGCAGUCAAUGCUACUAAAGGAGUGAUCGGCAUGCUCUCUUGGAUGUUACCGUAACUACCUGUACUAUUUAUCAAUUCUGGGCUGGAGAUUAACAACACCCA